CUGGCCACGAUGGACAUCUUCGCGGGCUGCGGCGGGCUCAGCGAGGGGCUGCACCGGGCAGGCGCAGCGCGCACCAAGUGGGCCAUCGAGUACGAGCAGCCGGCGGCCGAGGCCUUCAAGGUCAACAACCCGGACGCGGUCACCUGGUGCUGCAACUGCAACGUGCUGCUCACCGCCGCCAUGACCAAGGCCGGCGCCGCCGACUUCUGCGACGCCUCCGAGGAGGCCAAGGAGCAGGCUGCCAAGCUGGACGCGGAGACGGUGGCGACCCUGCCGGCCCCGGGCGAGGUGGACUUCCUGUGCGGCGGCCCCCCCUGCCAGGGCUACUCGGGCAUGAACCGCUUCAACAAGGGCACCUGGUCGCUGGUGCAGAACUCCAUGGUGAUGGCCUACCUGAGCUACGCCGACUUCUACCGGCCGCGCUACUUCCUGCUGGAGAACGUGCGCAACUUUGUCAGCCACAACAAGUCCCACGCCUUCCGCCUCACGCUCCGCUCCCUGCUCGACAUGGGCUACCAGGCACGCCUCUUAAUCAGCAUCCCUCUUGCACUGGGCAUUUGGGAGUGUGAGCAGGUGCGCUUUGGGGUGCUGAACGCGGGCAACUUUGGAGUGAGCCAGUCGCGCAAGCGCACGUUCAUCUGGGGCGUCGCGCCCGACAACGAGCUGCCGCAGUGGCCGGCGCCGCUGCACGUCUUCCACUCCCCGCAGCUCACCAUCAAGCUGCCCGGUGGCGUGGAGUACACGGCGGUGCCGAAGGGCUCGGGCGCGCCGCUGCGCACAGUGACGGUGAAGGACGCCAUCGGAGACCUGCCCCCUCUCACCAACGGCGCCAAUUUGGAGGACAUGCAGUACGCAGGCCCGCCGAUCAGUGCGUUCCAGAAGGCGAUCCGCGGCGGCUGCACAGUGCUGCACGACCACAUCUGCAAGGAGAUGAACGAGCUCAACCUGGAGCGCUGCCGCUGCAUCCCCAAGAACACCCCCGGCGCCGACUGGCGCGUGCUGCAGGAAAUCGUGGCCGCCAACCCCGACCGCACCCUGUUCAAGCCGCUGGUGCCCUGGUGCCUGCCCAACACGGCGGACCGGCACAACGGCUGGCGCGGUCUGUUUGGGCGCCUGGACUAUGGGGGCCACUUCCCCACCUCCGUCACUGACCCCCAGCCCAUGGGCAAGGUGGGCCAGGUGUUUCACCCAGAUCAGGACCGCAUCGUCAGCGUGCGCGAGUGCGCGCGAGCCCAGGGCUUCCCGGACAGCUUCCGCUUCUACGGCAAUGUGCACAACAAGCACCGUCAGAUCGGCAACGCCGUGCCGGUGCCGCUGGCGUACGCGUUGGGCCGCCAGCUGCGCUCGGCCCUGGAGGAGAGUGCGCGCAAGCAGGCGGAGGCUCUCAUGGCCGCUCAGCUGGGCUAG
Molecule: messenger RNA, 1407 nt
Organism: Coccomyxa subellipsoidea C-169
Lineage: Eukaryota; Viridiplantae; Chlorophyta; Trebouxiophyceae; Coccomyxaceae
Product: S-adenosyl-L-methionine-dependent methyltransferase
Exons: 8
Cellular component (GO): nucleus
Molecular function (GO): methyltransferase activity
Source: RefSeq, a predicted model, not a curated record